Messenger RNA from Salpingoeca rosetta, 879 nucleotides. RefSeq lists its product as uncharacterized. NCBI's taxonomy places the organism in Eukaryota, Choanoflagellata, Craspedida, Salpingoecidae. Bases 1 to 834 code for a protein of 277 amino acids. The record is from RefSeq and is a predicted model, not a curated record. The transcript has 8 exons.
AUGAUGGGCGGUGCACACAUGAUGGGUUGGGAGCAGCAGCUGUGGACACACACGUCCAUGGUCAUGGUGGGCACAUCCAACCACAGCGACGCAGUCAUGUGCAGCAGCUCCGCUGUCACCAUCACCGUCAUCAUCGCCAUCGACUGCACAGCCGCCAUCAACCGGCCGACACCAGCCCCAAUCUGGCGUGAGGAAGACAUUGCACAUGUCAGCCGCUCUGACGAAGAGGAGGUGCAUGAAGCGGUGGAACCAACGACGAUGACGAUGAUGACGAGUGAUGAAGGUGAGAGGGGCGACUUAGAUGUGUAUGUGUGUGUGUCGUGCUUCUUCCGUCUCUCGUCUAUCUCCUCCUCGACCUCGUCGUCGUCAUCAUUUGUCAGUAGCAGCUUCGACCGUGGAUGUGGAGGUGAGAUGAAUGGCGGUGGUUGUGGUGGUGACGGGGUAAUGUGCGUCGAUGUGCCGUUGCCUCACAUGACGAUGACGAUGAUGGUGGUGAGUGGACGGUGGCCGUUCUCUUCCCAAGCCCUCAUGACACGAGCAGGGCGAUACACGCACACACAAUUGUGCGAGAGAAGAAGGCACAAGAUGAGACGUUGGCUGUGUGUGUGUGUGUGCGUGAUCGAGACAGCGGCCAACACAGGCAGGCAGACAUCUUGCUGUCGCUGCUGGGGGUGGUGGUGCUGUGAUGAUGGCCGUGCGUGUGCGUGUGCUGUGCAGCGUGUUUGGGGCUGCACCGAUGAGGACAAGGAAGGACACGGCUCGUGCCCACCACUCUUCCCCUUCAUCUCCUCUUUCUGCUCCAUCAGCGAUGAUGAUGGUGGCCGUGGCAUGUGAUUGGGGUUCCCUCGUUUUGGGUUCGCUGUGGCACAUUGGCUGGCU